CGGGCUGAGCCGGCCUCUUGGAAUGCUGCCUGCGCUUCCGGGGACCUCGAGCCGGGCUCUGGAGUCUUCCGGUAGGCGGCGCGGGAGGAAAGAGAGGCUUGAGGGGCUGGGCCAGCCCGGGCGGAUCCCCUCCUCUCUCAAUGUGAGCAGUGUCCCGAGCUCCCGUCUGGUGAAGGCUGCCCUGAGAGGUGGAGCUGGUGGCCGGGCCGGGACCAUGAGGCAGUGUCUCCUCUUCCUGACCAGCUUGGUUCCUUUCGUGCUGGCGCUGCGACCUCCGGACGAGCAGGGCUUCGGCUCCCCCCAGCGACUCGAGAAGCUUGAUUCUUUGCUCUCAGACUACGAUAUCCUCUCUUUAUCUAAUAUCCAGCAGCACUCGGUAAGAAAAAGGGAUCUACAGGCCUCAACACAUUUAGAAACACUGCUGACUUUUUCAGCCUUGAAAAGGCAUUUUAAAUUAUACCUGACAUCAAGUACUGAACGCUUUUCCCAGAAUUUCAAAGUCGUGGUGGUAGAUGGUAAAGAUGAAAGCGAGUACACCGUUAAGUGGCAGGACUUCUUCAGCGGACACGUGGUUGGUGAGCCUGACUCUAGGGUCCUAGCCCACAUAGGAGAUGAUGAUAUUACAAUAAGAAUCAACACAGAUGGGGCAGAGUAUAAUAUAGAGCCACUUUGGAGACUAAUUAAUGAUACUAAAGACAAAAGAAUAUUAGUUUAUAAGUCUGAAGAUAUCAAGAAUGUUUCACGUUUGCAGUCUCCAAAAGUGUGUGGUUAUAUAAAGGCAGAUAAUGAAGAGUUGCUUCCGAAAGGGCUGGUAGACAGAGAGCCACCUGAUGAGCUUGUUCAUCGAGUGAAGAGGAGAGCAGACCCUAAUCCCAUGAAGAACACGUGUAAAUUAUUGGUGGUCGCAGAUCAUCGCUUUUACAGAUACAUGGGCAGAGGGGAAGAGAGCACAACUACAAAUUACCUAAUAGAGCUAAUUGACAGAGUUGAUGACAUCUAUCGGAACACUUCAUGGGACAAUGCAGGUUUUAAAGGUUAUGGAAUACAGAUAGAGCAGAUUCGCAUUCUCAAGUCUCCACAAGAGGUAAAACCUGGUGAAAGGCACUACAAUAUGGCAAAAAGUUAUCCAAAUGAAGAAAAGGAUGCUUGGGAUGUGAAGAUGUUGCUAGAGCAAUUUAGCUUUGAUAUAGCUGAAGAAGCUUCUAAAGUCUGCCUAGCACAUCUUUUCACCUAUCAAGAUUUCGAUAUGGGAACUCUUGGAUUAGCUUAUGUUGGUUCUCCCAGAGCAAACAGUCAUGGAGGUGUUUGUCCAAAGGCUUAUUAUAGUCCAAUUGGAAAGAAAAAUAUUUAUUUGAAUAGUGGUUUGACCAGCACAAAAAAUUAUGGUAAAACCAUCCUUACAAAGGAAGCCGACUUGGUGACAACUCAUGAAUUGGGGCACAAUUUUGGAGCAGAACAUGAUCCAGACGGUCUACCAGAAUGCGCCCCAAAUGAAGACCAGGGAGGGAAAUACGUCAUGUAUCCCAUAGCUGUGAGUGGAGAUCAUGAGAACAAUAAGAUGUUUUCAAACUGCAGUAAGCAGUCCAUCUAUAAGACCAUUGAAAGUAAGGCUCAGGAGUGUUUUCAAGAACGCAGCAACAAAGUGUGUGGGAACUCCCGAGUAGACGAAGGAGAGGAGUGCGAUCCUGGCAUCAUGUACCUGAACAACGACACCUGUUGCAACAGCGACUGCACGUUGAAGCCGGGUGUGCAGUGCAGUGACAGGAACAGUCCUUGCUGUAAAAACUGUCAGUUCGAGACUGCCCAGAAGAAGUGCCAGGAGGCCAUUAACGCCACCUGCAAAGGCGUGUCGUACUGCACAGGGAACAGCAGUGAAUGCCCCCCACCCGGAAAUGCUGCAGAUGACACCGUGUGCUUGGAUCUUGGCAAGUGUAAAGACGGGAAGUGUGUUCCCUUCUGUGAGAGGGAGCAGCAGCUGGAGUCCUGUGCGUGUAACGAAACCGACAACUCGUGCAAGGUGUGCUGCAGGGACCCCUCAGGCCGCUGUGUGCCCUACGUUGACGCUGAACAAAAGAACCUGUUUUUGAGGAAAGGAAAGCCUUGUACAGUAGGAUUUUGUGACAUGAAUGGCAAAUGUGAGAAACGAGUACAGGACGUCAUUGAGCGAUUUUGGGACUUCAUUGACCAACUGAGCAUCAAUACUUUUGGAAAGUUUUUAGCAGACAACAUCGUAGGUUCCGUCCUGGUUUUCUCCUUGAUAUUUUGGAUUCCUUUCAGCAUUCUUGUCCAUUGUGUGGAUAAGAAACUGGAUAAGCAGUACGAGUCUCUGUCUCUGUUUCACCCCAGUAAUGUCGAAAUGCUCAGCAGCAUGGAUUCAGCAUCGGUUCGCAUCAUCAAGCCCUUUCCCGCCCCCCAGACCCCAGGCCGCCUGCAGCCCCUGCAGCCCGCCCCCGUGAUCCCUUCGGUGCCUGUGGCUCCGAAACUGGACCACCAGCGGAUGGACACCAUCCAGGAGGACCCCAGCACAGACUCACAUGUGGAUGAGGACGGCUUUGAGAAGGACCCCUUCCCAAAUAGCAGCACAGCUGCCAAGUCGUUUGAGGAUCUCACGGACCGUCCUGUGACGAGAAGUGAAAAGGCCUCGUCCUUUAAGCUGCAGCGUCAGAGUCGUGUUGACAGCAAAGAAACAGAGUGCUAGGUGAGGGAGCGGUCCUAAGCUCUCUGACUCUAGUGUGCAACGUAUUUCUAUAGAUCUGACCUAAAAUCACUCAGCUCAGCAGCUGCUGCUCGCGUGUUCGGACUUCCUUCUCGUAUGGAACACUUGUGUGGGUCGGCCCUUUUCCUUUUGGAGAGCUGAGGUGGAAUCUAGCUUAUUUUGAGGCUUUCAGGUUUUAGUUUUUUUGAUCUUUAAAACAUCCUUCAACCUGUGGUGCAAAAGCAUAAAAUACAGCUGGAUUAGGUUAUGAAUAUUUAUGUUUUUGUAAAUUAACCUUUUAUAUUGAUAAUAGCACUGAUUAGGGAGAUGAUCAAUUUUUUCUUUUUUAUACACUGUAAUGACCGGCUGAAUAUAAUGAGGCAUUUAGCAGUUACUUGUGAGGACAACUGGAACACAGAAUGGAUUUAUUUAUUUUUUGCCUUCAAGUAAAGACAAAGGAGAUAAAAUAGAGUUGUAUGUUAUCUCCAAAAGGUGUGUUCUGUUUCUAGGUUAUUUCUUGGAGCUUUUAGCACCAGGGAGAUUCACACAUCUAAAUUUAGGAAUAAUUUGGAGUAAUCAGUUUCUUCUUAAUUCUAAAAUUCAUACUUUCCAGAAUUAAAACAUUCUAACUUAUAGUGAGGGUUACAAAUAGUAGCCAAAUUGAAUUUACAGAAUCCUGCCAACUGCUUAAGGCCCUGAUUUGCUGGGCAGUUUCCUGUGUUUUGUAUGUAUCUUCAUGUAUCUCUAAUACUGUAGCCAUGCUCUUAAAUUCACCAUUCACAAAACCUAAACCGCUUCAAACCAAGAGUGUACGGUCGCCUCUUUUGAAACACUAGUGGCCAAGAGGGUACGUUGAUCGUUUAUCUCACCAGAAGAACGGGUGGUUUUCAAUGGGCCGGGGUCUGCCGUGCUGGCUGGGGGGGUGUUGGGGAGAGUGCUGCCUCCCUUGGGCCUGGGGCUCUGUCCCCGCACAGACUGAUUCUUAAAAACCCUUUCUGUGGCCCCGCAAGUGAACAUCUGCAUUAUUCUUGCUUUCGUGCUUCAGGAUUCUGGACGUCUGCAUUUACUGUGUGAAGGAUAAAAUUCAUCAGCAUGAAUUCCGAUUUCCUGAAAAUUAUAAUUAAAACCUUUUUCCCCCUAAGUACUGAAAUGUGCUCACCAGCCAACACAUUUUAACUGCGAGAACUUGUGAACUUCAAGGGUAAUCAACCAAACCUGUGACAUAGCGUCUUUUUCCUGAGGACGUUUGUUACACAGAUACCUGUUACACUAAUACUUGAACUUGUACCUUGUGGUAUUUGCUGUCUUUUAACUAGUCACAAUAUUCUUAUAUUUUAGUUUCACUUUUGGAAUCUGAUUAAGGUGAGUGGGGUGUGUGGGUGUACGUGUGAGAGUGAAACAGUUCCCAGCUGGAUGUAAGAAACAUUUUUUAUAAA
Equus quagga is the source of this 4131-nucleotide messenger RNA. It is a transcript of the gene ADAM17, whose product is annotated as ADAM metallopeptidase domain 17. The record is from RefSeq and is a predicted model, not a curated record. Bases 23 to 2698 code for a protein of 891 amino acids. Gene Ontology annotation, biological process: Notch signaling pathway; membrane protein ectodomain proteolysis. Lineage: Eukaryota; Metazoa; Chordata; Mammalia; Perissodactyla; Equidae. The transcript has 19 exons. Gene Ontology annotation, cellular component: plasma membrane. Gene Ontology annotation, molecular function: metalloendopeptidase activity.